Messenger RNA from Acaulospora morrowiae, 334 nucleotides. Lineage: Eukaryota; Fungi; Glomeromycota; Glomeromycetes; Diversisporales; Acaulosporaceae. The record is from the annotation of a GenBank genome assembly.
GAAAUACGUCUAGUCAUUCCAAACUCUCAACGUGUAAAUCGCGGAAAUUACGUAAUCAAGGAUAUGGUUGAUGCUUGUAGAGCGAACGAAGUCACGGAUCUGAUAAUAUUACACGAACAUCGCGGUGAACCUGAUGGAAUGGUGAUCUGUCACUUCCCGUAUGGUCCCACCGCUUAUUUCUCUCUUCACAAUGUCGUGCUGAGGCACGAUAUCCAAGACCAGGGCACUGUUUCUGAAGCGUAUCCUCACUUGAUAUUUAACAAUUUUACUACCAACUUGGGUCGCCGUGUGACAAGCAUCCUCAAAUAUUUAUUCCCAGUACCAAAGGAGGACA